Symsagittifera roscoffensis is the source of this 1508-nucleotide messenger RNA. RefSeq names its product probable ATP-dependent RNA helicase DDX47. The coding region runs from base 28 to 1437 and encodes 469 amino acids. The transcript is spliced from 4 exons. Gene Ontology annotation, molecular function: RNA helicase activity; ATP binding; nucleic acid binding. Lineage: Eukaryota; Metazoa; Xenacoelomorpha; Acoela; Convolutidae. The record is from RefSeq and is a predicted model, not a curated record.
UAUGAUAGCUUUUGAGCAUCAAUUGCAAUGAGUGAAGCUGAUGAUAGAAACGAGAAUGGUGGGGUCGAAAAUGAAGUAACCUCUUUUUCUCAACUCGGAAUCAAAGACUCUAUAUGUAAAGUUUGCGAAGAGGUUGGCUGGACAGUUCCGACAAAAAUCCAACGAGAAUCGAUCCCCCAUUCGAUCCAGGGGCGAGAUGUCAUCGGUCUGGCUGAAACUGGAUCGGGUAAAACUGGAGCCUUCGCUCUUCCCAUCUUGCAAGAUCUGUUGGAGAAAGGUCAGAAGUUGUUUGCUCUGAUUCUGACUCCGACGAGGGAGUUGGCGUUCCAGAUCUCGGAGCAUUUCGAAGCCUUGGGCAGCUCAUUUGGAGUGAAAAGUGUGGUGAUUGUGGGAGGUGUAGACCAGAUGACUCAGAGUCUGCAGUUGGCUAAACGGCCUCAUAUCAUCAUCGCAACUCCCGGUCGGCUGGUUGAUCAUCUAGAGAACACAAAAGGGUUCUCACUUAAGACAAUCAAACACCUGGUCAUGGAUGAAGCAGACAGAAUCCUCAACUCAGACUUCGAAAAAGAAUUAGAAAAGAUCCUAGCAGUUUGUCCGAAAGAACGAACCACUUAUCUAUUUUCAGCAACGAUGACCAAAAAGGUGCAAAAACUAGAGCGGGCAUCGUUAACAGAUCCGAUCAAAUGCGAAGUCAGUUCAAAGUAUCAGACAGUUGAAAAACUAUUGCAGUACUAUUUGUUCAUACCUUCAAAGUAUAAAGAUUGUUAUUUGGUCUACCUGGUGAACGAACUUCAAGGUCAAUCAGUCAUUAUAUUUUGCGCCACUUGUGCUAAUACACAGAGGGUUGCGUUAUUGUUACGUAAUUUGGGCUUCACAGCUAUUCCUUUACAUGGUCAAAUGAACCAGAGUAAAAGACUGGGGGCGCUGAAUAAGUUCAAAGCGAAAUCCAGGUCUAUUUUGUUGGCAACUGACGUGGCAUCACGUGGUCUGGACAUUCCUCAUGUGGAUGUUGUGAUCAAUUUCGACAUUCCUUCACAAUCAAAGGAUUACAUCCACCGCGUGGGUCGAACUGCGCGAGCAGGCAGGGCGGGUAAGGCGAUAACAGUGGUUACACAAUACGACGUGGAACUGUACCUUCGGCUAGAACAUGACGUCAUCCAUCAGAAGCUGCAGUUGUACCCUGGAGUGGACGAACAGGCGGCCAUGCAGUUUAUGGAGAGGGUAUCUGAAGCACAGGUAAUGGCCAAGCGACAAAUGAAAGAGCUGGACGAGAAAAAGGGCGGCAAGGGGAGUAGGGGUGCGAGAGGAGAGAAUAGUGACGACGAGGGAGACAGUGAAGCAGUAGUUGGCAACUUCAAGGUGAAAAAGAAGACCAAACUGGCCUCAGGCGGCGGAGGUGGAGGCGGCAAAGUGACGAAGAAAAAAUUCAAGAAAUGACAAGACUUAUUUGGCUUCAUUGUUUAAUUGUUUUCGAAAACAAUUGUUGUGUGAAUAAGAUUUAAAAAUCA